ACAGCCACAUAGCAAUAGGGAAAUCAAUAUUUUCUGGCAAAGACCUGGAAAUGGAGUUUAACAAAAUGAGUUGGGUCUUAGCUUUUCUAGGGUUUAUGUUCCUGGGUAGGAUUUGCAAGGCUGAUGGCGCUACCCAUUUUUAUGAUUUUGUUCUACAAGAAACAAAUUUUACAAGGCUUUGCAGCACAAAGAGCAUCCUAACUGUGAAUGGCAGUUUGCCUGGGCCGACCAUCACUGUUCAGAAAGGAGAUACUGCUUUUGUCAAUGUCCACAACCAAGGAUUGUACGGUCUCACAAUUCAUUGGCAUGGAGUGAAGCAACCAAGAAAUCCAUGGUCAGAUGGACCUGAGAACAUAACUCAGUGCCCUAUUCCAGCAGGAACAAACUUUACGUACGAGAUUAUCUUCUCGACUGAGGAAGGAACUUUAUGGUGGCAUGCUCAUAGUGAUUGGUCACGUGCCACUGUCUACGGUGCCAUCAUUAUUCUACCGGCUGCCAACACAACUUAUCCAUUUGCAACGCCAGAUGCACAAGAAACACUAAUUCUAGGAUCCUGGUUCAAGGGAGAUGUGAUGGAAAUAAUUGAAGAUGCCCUUGCAACAGGUGGCGAACCAAACAUUGCAGAUGCCUUCACAAUCAAUGGACAGCCCGGAGAUUUGUAUAGUUGCUCUAACGAAACAACAUAUCGUUGGUUGGUUGAUUUUGGCAAGACCUAUCUUCUCCGUGUAAUCAACGCAGUGAUGAACGAAGAAAAGUUUUUCGCCAUUGCCGACCACAACCUGACAGUGGUAGCUCAAGAUGCUGCAUACAUAAAACCUAUAACCACCCCUUAUAUCAUGAUAACUCCAGGCCAAACCAUGGACAUUUUAGUCACUGCAAACCAGCCUCCCAGCCACUAUUACAUCGCUGGUACUUCUUUUGUUGACGGGAAUGUUGCAUUCCACAACGGCACCACCACUGCAAUUCUUGAAUACAACGGAAACUACAGCACCCCCUCAACCACUCCCUUCCCGACUCUUCCAGAUCACGAUGACGACACAGCUGCUGAAAACUUCACUAAGCAAGUGAGGGCCUUGGCAAGCAAAGACCACCCUAUUAGUGUCCCCUUAAACAUCUCAACGUCGAUGUACAUUGCUGUUUCAAUAAAUGAAAGGAUUUGUACAAAUUCUUCUUGUGCUGGGCCAGAUGGAAAUGCGCUUGCUGCAAGCUUAAACAACAUCAGUUUUCAGACUCCAUCUAAUAGUAUACUGCAAGCAUAUUAUGGGGGAAAUACCAGUGGAGUGUACGCAACUAAUUUCCCAGACAUACCACCUUAUUUUUAUAACUUCACGGGAGACGUAGCAAACAACACACUAUAUCCAAGCUUUGGGACGAGGGUGAGGAUGAUCAACUAUGGUGAAGGAGUUGAGAUAGUCUUCCAAGGGACCAACAUCAUUGCACCUGAGAACCAUCCAAUGCAUCUCCAUGGUUUCAGCUUCUAUUUGGUCGGAACUGGUUCUGGGAAUUUCAAUAGUACGACGUCGCCUACGACCUACAAUUUGGUUGAUCCACCAGAAGUAAACACCAUUGGAGUUCCAAAGAAUGGAUGGGCAGCCAUCAGAUUUGUAGCUGAUAAUCCUGGAGUAUGGUUUAUGCACUGUCACUUGGAAAGGCAUGCCAGCUGGGGAAUGGACACUGUGCUCAUUGUGAGGAAUGGAAAUACCAGCGAAAGCACGAUUCGUGGACCACCUGCUUAUAUGCCUCCUUGUUCCAACUCUUAAAUUUAGAAAU
Messenger RNA from Prunus mume (Japanese apricot), 1770 nucleotides. RefSeq names its product laccase-15-like. NCBI's taxonomy places the organism in Eukaryota, Viridiplantae, Streptophyta, Magnoliopsida, Rosales, Rosaceae. Gene Ontology annotation, biological process: lignin catabolic process. The record is from RefSeq and is a predicted model, not a curated record. Gene Ontology annotation, molecular function: copper ion binding; hydroquinone:oxygen oxidoreductase activity. Gene Ontology annotation, cellular component: apoplast.